Messenger RNA from Galendromus occidentalis (western predatory mite), 2498 nucleotides. RefSeq names its product pre-rRNA 2'-O-ribose RNA methyltransferase FTSJ3. Gene Ontology annotation, biological process: rRNA methylation; maturation of 5.8S rRNA from tricistronic rRNA transcript (SSU-rRNA, 5.8S rRNA, LSU-rRNA); maturation of LSU-rRNA from tricistronic rRNA transcript (SSU-rRNA, 5.8S rRNA, LSU-rRNA). Gene Ontology annotation, cellular component: preribosome, large subunit precursor; nucleus; nucleolus. The transcript has 9 exons. Gene Ontology annotation, molecular function: rRNA (guanine) methyltransferase activity; rRNA (uridine-2'-O-ribose)-methyltransferase activity. NCBI's taxonomy places the organism in Eukaryota, Metazoa, Arthropoda, Arachnida, Mesostigmata, Phytoseiidae. The coding region runs from base 88 to 2454 and encodes 788 amino acids. The record is from RefSeq and is a predicted model, not a curated record.
CGACUUGGUCUCGACGAAUUCGUUUUGAGGCGGGGAAUUUUCCGAAGCAAGCGUAAUCGAGGACUUAGCCUCUUGCAAGGGGUAAAGAUGGGCGUCAAGUCCAAGACAGGGAAGCAGCGUCGUGAUAAGUUUUACCAUCUCGCCAAAGAAACCGGAUACCGCAGCAGAGCUUCCUUCAAAUUAAUUCAGUUGAAUCGGAAGUUCGAGUUUCUCCAGAGAGCCAGGGUCUUGGUGGACUUGUGCGCUGCACCAGGAGGAUGGCUUCAAGUCGCUCAAAAGUAUAUGCCCGCGUCGUCGCUCAUCGUGGGAGUCGAUCUGGUUCCGAUCCGGCCCAUACCGAAUGUUGUGGGCCUUACGCACGACAUAACUACCCCAGAAUGUCGGAAAGCACUCAGAACCGAACUGAAGACGUGGAAGGCCGACGUGGUACUGAACGACGGAGCUCCGAAUGUCGGUAAAAAUUGGCUCCAUGAUGCCUAUGCACAAAUCUGUCUAUCGUUACACGCCGCGAAGCUGGCGUCUGAAUUCCUCGUGAAGGGAGGAUGGUUCGUGACGAAGGUUUUCCGAUCGAAAGACUAUAAUGCUUUCAUUUGGGUACUCAAGAAACUCUUCAGGAAGGUUUCGGCGACCAAACCGAGAGCCUCUCGUCACGAAUCCGCUGAGAUUUUCGUCGUCUGCCAAGGUUUUGUGGCUCCGGACAAGCUCGACGACAAAUUCUUCAAUCCUAAAUAUCUCUUCGAAGAGCUGGACAUCUCCCAAGAGUCGGCGGCGAAAAAUGUUCUCGAGCGCGCCGCCAGUCUGAAGAAACCUAAAGCUGAGGGGUACAAAGAGGGCGCGAAGAUGUACGAAACCAUCCCGUGUAUGCAGUUCAUCAAAUCGGUCAACUUCAUGGAACUCUUAGGGGAAGUUCACGAGAUCUUGUUGGACUCAGAGCGAGUACUCAACCACCCUCUGACCACGGACGACAUCAAAGAGUACUGUAAGGACAUCAAAGUUCUCGGGAAGGGAGACCUGAAGACUCUCUGCCAAUGGCGUAGGAAGCUACACGAGCAGUUCAAGAAGGAAGACGGGGAGGAGAACGUCGAAGACGUUGAAAUGGACGACGACAACGAGGACGAAGACGACGAGGAGACGAAGCUUCUCAAGCAUGUUCAACAGAUGAACGCAGACGCCCUGCAAGAGCUGAAGCGGGUGAAACGGAAGAAAUUGAGGCAGCUGAAAAAGACCAGAGACGCUCUCAAUCUCAAGAUGAUCAUCAAGGGAGACGAGGGGAUCGUUCAGGAAGACAAGGAUAUUUUCCAGUUGAAGACUCUCGAGGAGAGGAAACGCAAGUUGCAGGAUGGAGACUGUCUCUCAGACGAUUCUGACUUGGAGGAGAUCGGAACCAGUGGAGUGGCUAUCAGCCGGAAACGAACCGCCGACGAAGCUUCAGAUUCUGAUGGUCAGAUGGAAUGGGACGAGGACGAGGAUACCGUGGAUCCGAGUCGGAUCGUGACCGAUAUGGGGACCGAGAAAGAUCGCAGGAAAGAGAAGGCCGCUUCGUGGUUCAGUAGCCGCGCCAAUCUCACCGGAAUCGACGAAGACGAUCUGUACGAGGAUAUUCCGAGUUUGAAAAGGGUCCGCUACGAAGUAAAUAAGGAUCUCAAGGAGAAAAAGAAGAAGAAGAACGAGCAGAAGUCUAAGAAGACGAAGGAGGAUGGCGUGGAUUCUUCAGACGACGAAUACGAUGAUGUCCUGGAGACAGAAAAACAGCAAUACAUCGAUGAGAUCGAAGCUGAGCUUGACGAAAUAAGGAAGGAGAAAGAACAGCGUAAACCGCAAAUCAAGAAAGCUCUGGGUAUCGUUACUGAGAUGCAAGAGAAAGAGAAGGAAGGAAUCCCCAUGCUGGACGCCUAUGGUCGUGCUCUGGGUGAACGACUGAUCCAGAGCGGGAAGAGUCGGAGAGACCUCUUCAACGAAGGCUUCCACCGAUACAUGUCGGACGAUAGAGAGAACCUGCCGUCGUGGUUCAAGGACGACGAAAAGAAAUACUGCGUUAAGCUGCCCGAGGUCAGCUCCGAAAGCUUACGGAGGAAUCGCGAGGACUUGAAGGAAGUCAACGUCAAGACGAUCAAGAGGGUUGUCGAAGCGAAGAGUCGCAAGAAGCGGCGCUUCAUGAAGAGGAUGGACAAGGCCCGCAAGAAAGCUGAGGAUCUCUGCGGCAGCCUAGACAUGAGCGAGACGGAAAAAGCGCAAAACCUGAAACAAAUCUACUCGAAGGCUCUCAAAAAGGACAAGAAGGAAGUGAAAUAUGUUGUUUCGAAGAAGUUCCAAGGACUCACGAGGGUUCCGAAAAUCAAGGGCAACGUCAAAUACAAGGUCGUCGACUCGAGGAUGAAGAAAGACCUCCGCUCCAUGAAGAACAAGGAGAAAACCAGGGGUCGGAAGAAGGGUGGCAAAGGGAAACGGAAAUAGGUUUCGGGGACUGCCGCUGGCCUUUGUAAAUAAACACGUUUACA